Molecule: messenger RNA, 1404 nt
Organism: Symbiodinium necroappetens
Lineage: Eukaryota; Dinophyceae; Suessiales; Symbiodiniaceae
Source: the annotation of a GenBank genome assembly
AUGCCACCGCUUCGGAGAGCACCCUCUCAGGAGCCUCCCCGUGGUGGUACUCCAAAUCUUUCUGGUGGGUCCUUGACACCGGCAGUGAAGAGGAGCACGACGCCGAACGAGCAGCCGAAGGAUGGUACCGCCGAUACGCGUACCAACCCAUCGCAUGCUGUUGCCACCCAGAGUGACUCGAGUGGUGCGCCCCCGCCUCCGCCACCACCCGAAUCAUCUGGGGACCAAAUGCCGCGUAGACCUUCUGGGGGCCCACCUGGACGCAGUGGCUCUGGUUCUGGCAGCGAUGGUGGUGGUUCCGGUGGACCCCCUUCGGGGCCAUCGAGGGUGCCACCUCGUGGCAACGACCUGGACUGGCGAGAUCGUGCUAUCCGUGCAGAAGCACUUCUCCAAAAGUUGCAGGCCGAGAACGCCGAGCUCAAGGACCGUGUCACGGCCCUGGAGUUGGCCAAGAAGAAACUCGAGAAGGACAACAAGACUUUGUAUGGCCGUGCGUGCGUCGCCGAUGAGUGGAACGUCUGGUUCCAAGAGCAGCAAGAUGCUGGCUACUUGUCGGGGUACUACCGGACCCCAAAGAGUAACCCUCGUGGAACUCCGCACUCAAGCCCUGGCGCUGAGCACAGGCGUGAACGAUUUACCCAUCGAGGGAGAUCGACUUCUGGCGACCGUGACGACGGCUGCACCUCGAGAAUCUCUAACCGCGCACGCUCUCGCAGUGGCUUUACUCGUCGUGGAAAGAUGGGCGAACGCUCGCUGACGCCUGGACGCAGCAGCGCCGGCUCUGCAGACCACCGUACCUCCUUUAUGCACGGGUUGGACACCAUGGAGGCGAUCAACGAGGAGACGCUCAACAUUGUUCCAGGAAUCGAUGACGAUCCUGAUGAUGACGUGCCUUGGGCUGCGAACCUCUCCUUCCCUGACGUGAUGGAUUUGGCUAGGACCAUCAAGCGGGACCUCGUAGACGCAGGCUAUGAGGACAGGGAGAAGGAUGGCUGGAAGGGCCCGAUCGGUCUCGGAGGUGGAAACGAGAGAUCCCUCUUGCACAAUGUGCGAUUCUGGUGGCGACCCCGUAGCGGCGCCCAGCCAAACCGCUUCAAGUAUGACCGUUCGCUCAACUUGUGGCUUAAGACAGUCUUACUGUUUAAGCAGGGGAACGUUCGCAUCCUUUUGCGCGAUGCCCCUAUCCGCACGGAGGUUCCUGCCCUUGAGGAGGAACAGGGCUCGGCAAAUAAAUUCUUAAUCAUGUGCCGCCCGCCUGUGGACGUAGCUGGUGCUGUCGAUCCCCGCUCUACCUACAGAGGAGAGCGCCAGCCCGGAGGGCAAGGGAAGAGGCGACAGCAUGAUGCUUCUCGCACGCAUGGGCCAUACACCGGAGACAGUAGGCUGCAGACACCACUUCCGUGA